CAGGAGCACGGAUCUCUCACAGAGACGCUCCGGGACUGUGAGGCAGCAUGAGCUUGAGGGCCACUGCGCCCUGCUGGUUCCCGCCAGGGCAUCCAGAAUCUCAGAGGAGGGCCGAAAGGGUGGUCCGCUCCGCCGUGGCGUUCCUGCCGCCUUGCUACCAUCCUGCCUGGGGCGGCUUGAUCUGGGUGCCUCAGAUGUGCACCCAGGCCCCCAAAUUUGUCGUCAUCCAUGCCGAGCCCCCGAGGAGAGGCCCGGCGUUGUCCCGGGCCUGGCCCGGGACACCUCAGAACGGGUGGUUCUGGCCGGCCCCACAGGCGCACAUGGAAUCAUUCCGCUGGCUACAAGCUGCCCCCCGGCCGCCUGAGGAGCCUUACUCGGUCUACAUCUCAGCCCCCGGUGAGAAAAGGAGGACUGCCUAUGUCGCCAAGCCCGGCUCGUCCGCAGUGCCUAUAGGUGCCAAGAGGCCCCUCGCGGCCAGCAGCAGCCUGCCCGUCCCAGUCCCCGAGCCUGGCAGCCGGCCACCCAAGGCGCGCACGUGGUCGGGGAUGGUGCCCAAGACCACCACCACCAUCCCGUCCAAGCGGAUCGCUUCCAGCCCCGCCUCCCAGGGUUUCAACAAACCCAUCGUCUCCAAAGAGCGUGAGGGCAAAGUCCCCUCUGUGGUCCGCCAACGUUACCUCAGCUUGUUUAUCGAGGAAUGUCUCAAGUUCUGCUCUUCCAAUCAGGAGGCCACAGAGAAAGCGCUGAACGAGGAGAAGGUGGCCUACGACUGCAGCCCCAGCAAAAGAAUCUACGUGGACGUCGCCGCGAGCACCCUCCGGAGGCUCAGGGGCCUAGUGCCCAGCGCCGCGCCAAGUCCCAACAGCGCCUCCCUGUACAGGCACCUCGGCCGCUACCUGCUCACCGAAGACCAGCUCAAGGAGAACGGCUACCCCUUCCCGCACCCUGAACGGCCAGGGGGAGCCAUCCUCUUCAAAGGCCAGGAGAAGCUGCCCAAAGACGCCUCCUGCAGAAUCUGCUGCCGCUGUGGCACCAAGUACCCGGUGUUGCCUUCGGGCCUCAGUGCUGGCGACCAGGAGUGUCGCUACCACUGGGGGCGGCUUCGGCCGGCAGAGGCGGCUGGCGGCUGGGAGACCAGGUACAUAUGCUGCGCGGAGGCUUUGGGCUCUGCCGGCUGCCGGGUCGCCAAGCGGCAUGUCCAAGACGGCCGGAAGGAAAACCUCCAAGGGUUUGUGAAGACCCCGGAGAGGGCGCGGUCUCACCCCGCCCAGCCUGGCGUCUACGCCCUUGACUGCGAAAUGUCUUACACAACGCUGGGGCUGGAGCUGACGCGGGUCACGGUGGUGGACCCCGAAAUGCGAGUGGUGUACGACACCUUCGUCAAGCCCGAUAACGAGAUCGUGGACUAUAACACCAAGUUUUCCGGGGUGACCGAGGCCGACCUCGCCCACACCAACGUCACGCUGCGCGACGUCCAGGCCGUCCUGCUGAGCCUGUUCAGCGCCGACACCAUCCUCAUCGGGCACAGCCUGGAGAGCGACCUGUUGACCCUGAAGGUCAUCCACUGCACGGUGGUGGACACAUCUGUGCUCUUCCCCCAUCACUUGGGCCUCCCGUUCAAGCGCUCGCUGCGGAAUCUCAUGGCCGACUACCUCCACAAGGUCAUCCAGGAUGACGUGCGUGGGCACAACUCCCAGGAGGACGCCAGUUCCUGCAUGAGUCUGGUGUUGUGGAAGAUCGAGGAAGACACCAAGGCCAGCGACGACUCCGGCCCGACACCUGCUCGCCUCUCCUGAAGCCCCAAGCCUGCUCUUAGACCCAGGCCUGGACUAAAUAGCUCUGUGAGGUCUCCAGAACUAAUACUUACCUCUUAAGAACACAAAAAAGAGAAAGGGAGGAGCUGCCCAGAACUUGAGAAGACAAAUAGCCGAGAGCAACCCUGGAGUCUCAAGCCCUCUUGUAGCAGCUUCUGUAGCCUUUUCCUCAUCUUUGCCCUUCAGAUCUCUGCCUUCACUGGAGAAUUCUGCCAACUCUACUGGCACGGGGACUAGGACAGACUUUGACCAUCCAGUCCCAGACCCAGAAGCCACUCUGCAUGCACCUGGCGCCAGAUACUAAUUCUUCGAGACCUGACUUCCAUUUGCUCAUUACGAGUUUAUGUGAACUCUUUAUUUUUAUUAUUUUCAAUGACUUGCACAGUGACCUUCACUCACCUGGAGAGGCAAGUCCCCUUGUGCUGCCUUCCGUCUUGACGGUCUGAAAAUUCAUUAUAAAAUAUUUCUGUCACAUCUCAUUAAAAUGGAGUAGAGAAACUAUGGGAAGGAAAACAUUCAGGGCAAGAUCGUCUGCUCCAGGAACGGUCGCACGGAAACAACCCAACGAAACAGCCUGCCCUAUCUUUAAGACUAAUUUUACUCAGCAGCUGACGUCGGAACUGCCAACUAUAGUCUUAAGACUAACUUUACGUGGUAACUGCCUCUGCUUAGAGCUUGCUGGCUCCCAAAAGUGCGAAAGUGCUUGUAAACUUUCGCUUACAUAGAAUUCCUUGUCCUAAUCAACCUCUAACCUUUCUUUUGUUCCCUGAACAUACCAGCUGCCAUCCUGGCCUGAGCAUAUAUGUAUCAG
Messenger RNA from Oryctolagus cuniculus (rabbit), 2625 nucleotides. RefSeq names its product RNA exonuclease 1 homolog. Gene Ontology annotation, molecular function: nucleic acid binding; exonuclease activity. NCBI's taxonomy places the organism in Eukaryota, Metazoa, Chordata, Mammalia, Lagomorpha, Leporidae. Gene Ontology annotation, cellular component: nucleus. The record is from RefSeq and is a predicted model, not a curated record.